AUGCCCUUCCUGAUGCAGCUCCAGUUCUACACGGAGAAUCGCACACAGCCCCUGGUCUUCCUAAGUGGUCUGCCAGCCAAAAACACUGAUGGUGAACCCAUGAAGUACAGAAUCCAGUUUGUGAGCGCUUUUGUGGAGAUCAGAUGCAGCUCCUCCAUGGCAGUGCUGAUGUGUGGUGUGGGGCUUCUGCCACUGCAUGUGAUGUGCUUCUCCAGGAUUCAGGCUACAGAGCGCCGUUCCAGCACCAACUCCUGGAAGGCAGAGCAGGAUGCAGACACACACUUCUCCAGCAGUGACUCUAGCUUUGUUGUGGGCACGGUCCAGGUCACAGUGACCCUGGAGGCAGACAGGCCACUGCUGAAGGUGUGGGUCUUGGAGAGGGUCCAGCUGCAGUGCUGCUUCAAUGUUAUAGAGGGAACGCUGCACUCCAGAUGGGUGAUGUACCGUCAUAAUGGCACCAGCCAAAUCAAUAAGACUUUUGUGACAGAGCCCAAGGAGUUCCAGCGGUCUGGUCGCUGGUGUGACAAUCUGAACAUCUCUUUGGUUCAGAUGAAUGACUCUGGGCUCUACCUGUGUUUGCUCAGUGGCAGCAAGAACUACAGCCUCAAAACACUCGGCACCCACCUAUGGGUGUACGAGUCACAGGAGAAGAUCCUCAAUUUCAGUGAAAGCACCAAAAACAAGAUCCUGACCGCUGAGGGAAUCUUACUCUUCCUGUGUGUGAUUCUGCCCUCCACUGCGCUACUCUUCCAGUCAAAGAAAAUAUCUCAAAUGGAGAAGAACGUAAAGAAGCAAGAAGAAAAUAUAUACCAGGGUCUGACCCUCGAUGACUGUGGUUCCAUAUAUGAACAGAUCGAGCAUUGUCAAGUGGAGGACCCUUAUGAAGAUGCAGGAAAUAUGGACUUCCACCUGGCAAAACCCUAAUUGCAAGAUAACUAAACAGCACCCCUAAAAUAUGAGCAAUAUCAUUUUUUUUAAU
This is a messenger RNA of Thalassophryne amazonica, 979 nucleotides long. Its product is annotated as B-cell antigen receptor complex-associated protein alpha chain-like. The record is from RefSeq and is a predicted model, not a curated record. NCBI's taxonomy places the organism in Eukaryota, Metazoa, Chordata, Actinopteri, Batrachoidiformes, Batrachoididae. The transcript has 9 exons. Gene Ontology annotation, cellular component: B cell receptor complex; external side of plasma membrane. Bases 1 to 924 code for a protein of 307 amino acids. Gene Ontology annotation, biological process: B cell receptor signaling pathway; B cell differentiation.